This is a messenger RNA of Daphnia magna, 612 nucleotides long. RefSeq lists its product as uncharacterized. NCBI's taxonomy places the organism in Eukaryota, Metazoa, Arthropoda, Branchiopoda, Diplostraca, Daphniidae. Bases 1 to 612 code for a protein of 203 amino acids. The transcript has 6 exons. The record is from RefSeq and is a predicted model, not a curated record.
AUGAACUCUUUUAUAUCAGUAGUGAAUGAGGAAGAGCAUCACAUCACUACACCUGAUUUGCCAAAUGUCGAAAUCGGUUCAGAAACAACAAAAAAUCAAAGAAGUUUGCUUGCACCUAAAGUAGUGACCUUGGAGGAUCAUGAAACCAUUGCACUUGCAGAGAAACUGUUAUACCCCUGCUUGCUUAACCUGGCUCCUGAUGAAGGACAACCAAGCGUGCUGAUUGACUCUGAAAUUGUUAGUGCUGACAGAUUGUUAAAUUACGAAAUGUGUUUAGCAACGUCGGAAACCCAAACGUAUUUACCUGCACCAGAAGAGAAUAUGGAAGAGCGUCAUAUUGAUUUAGCUGUAGAGAAAAUCUCACCUCCCUGCUCCCUCAACCUGCCACCUGAUGAAGAACAACAAAGCCUGUUGUAUGAUUCUGAAAUGUUGUGUGAUGACGACUUUCCUAAUGUCGAAACCUGUUCAACAACGCCGGAAAGUGAAGCCAGUAUGCUUGUACAAGAAGGUACUUUGGAGGAUCAUCAAAACAUUGCACUAGCAAAGAAACUGUUAUCCCCCUGCUUGUUCAACCUGUCAACGUACCAACAGUUAACGAUGAGGAUCAUGUAA